CCCUGUUUUUACAAGGAAAUGGUUCAUGGGGAAACAAUGUGCACUUACAGUUCCGCAUCGUGUGUAGCCAAUGCAGUGUUUAACAGCCAAUACAAUAUCGAUGGGCGACUUAGUGUAGAAGCUCCCACGGUUGUUUUAGACCAGAUCACGGCGGUGGCUACAGUUGAGUUUAUUUGAAGGGGUUCUCACGUUAUGACAAGAUAGCAAGCUAAGGUUGCCUGGAUGGAGAACAUCGAGGAAUCGUCGCCGUUUCGGAUCACCCCAACCGUCCAGGCUUUGGGCUCCGCAUUACGGGGAGAACCUGAGAAUGUACGCGGUCCAAACGGUCCAGCCAGCGGUGACAGGAUCAAUGGCGAGCCAGAAAAGCUUUGGUUCAAAGAAAGCAGCGCGAAGAACCUUAGAAACAGGGACUUCUUGUCGCCUACUACAGUUUUAAAUACACUGUACGCGGAGGGACAGGUCCCCCCCUCCGUAAUGGGCCGUGUCUUGUCCCUGCGGGGACGCGGGGUGCUGCCCCUGGCCGGGGGGGAGGUCAUGGGAGAGGGUCUGAGGGUGAGGGUGGACCGCCCCACUGCCUUCAGACAGGUCCUGGCUCGGGCAGCAGACUACCUGAAGCCCUCUGGCCAGAGACAAGGUGGUGUGGUGCUCAACUGCCCCGCCCUCCAUCCCAAACCGAGUGCACCUUCCCCGGAUACUCUGACCCUGGGCCAGCUGCGCACAGUGCUGCUCACCGACCACCUGGGGGCGCUGCUGAGGAGACAGGGGUAUACUGUCUCCUUUUGCCCUGUGCUCCCCGAAGGAAGUGACACAAUCGUCUUCCUCCGUAUGCUGGGAAUCGAUUGGCCGACGGUCCCCUCCAGCUGGACCAAUGAGGAUAGAGAGGAGAGGCUGCUGGGAGCGUUGCAGAGCAGCCCUUACAGGGACGUCGAGAGCGAGGGCCGGAGGGAGGGGGCGGGGAGGAAGCUGGAGGAGGGAGAGAACGAGAGGUCGCUGAGGGUCAACCUGAAGAGGGUGUUUCAGGAGGAGGGGUUGCUAGGAUACGACCCCAGCCUGGGCACUUGUACAGUUCAUAGAGACAGUGUGUGUCAAAUGGCCCAACUAGACAGAGCUACUGAAGACUGCGUCUCCUCCCAGAGUCACAUACAACAGGUCUCCACGGCGACGGUGUUGCAUGUGACUUCCUGUCAGGAUGAGUUUCGUCAGCAGCAGAUCGCCAUGCUGUGGAGAGCCAGCGGCGCCAUGGCAACGCAGAGACAUGUGGUGUGUGGCCCAGUGAAGACUCCAGGGACUCACCUCACUGCUGCCCAGUACCUCCAGUUAAGAAGAGUCCAGAUGAAAGAGGCUUCGGAGAUGAAGUACGGAGAACAGGUGGAAGGCAAGACUUGGGAUGACAUCAUCAAGGUCAUGACCUCUGCCACCAUGAGGUUUGAGCUGCUGUCGACUGUCCACACCAGCCCUGUCACGUUGGAUGUUCAGAGGGAAGGGGGCGUGUCCACCAAGGGGCCCAGGGGCGGAGUCUUUGUCAUGUAUAACUGUGCCAGGCUGCACACUCUGUUUGACUCGUACGAGAGAGGGGUGGAGAAGGGGUUUUACCCAGAGAUCCCGGAGGGAUCCACCUUAGACUUCUCAUCUCUUAAAGAAGAGGGGGAGUGGUUGCUUCUGUUCAACUACUUAAUUCCGUUCUCCGAGCUCCUGGACCAAUCAGGGCAGGCGUUGGAGUGUGAAGGGGGCGUGGCCAGGGUCAACCUGAAGACCGAGCAGGUGUGUAAGUUCCUGGUCUCCCUGAGCAAAGACUUCAGCUCAUUCUACAACAGAGUGCACGUGCUCGGGGAGCCGUUGCCUCACCUCUUCAACCAGAUGUUUUGUCGUCUCCAGCUGCUGCGAGCCUUGAGAGAGCUCUACCACACUGCCCUGGACACGCUGCACCUGCCCCCUAUCCCCCAGCUAUAGCCCCACCACAACUACCCCUGGUACCCCAUCUGCCCCCUAUCCCCCAGCUAUAGCCCCACCACAACUACCCCUGGUACCCCAUCUGCCCCCUAUCCCCCAGCUAUAGCCCCACCACAACUACCCCUGGUACCCCAUCUGCCCCCUAUCCCCCAGCUAUAGCCCCACCACAACUACCCCUGGUACCCCAUCUGCCCCCUAUCCCCCAGCUAUAGCCCCACCACUCCACCACAACCAGCCCCUACCACAAAA
Messenger RNA from Osmerus eperlanus (European smelt), 2199 nucleotides. RefSeq names its product DALR anticodon binding domain containing 3 (gene dalrd3). Gene Ontology annotation, biological process: tRNA C3-cytosine methylation; arginyl-tRNA aminoacylation. NCBI's taxonomy places the organism in Eukaryota, Metazoa, Chordata, Actinopteri, Osmeriformes, Osmeridae. The record is from RefSeq and is a predicted model, not a curated record. The coding region runs from base 223 to 1950 and encodes 575 amino acids. The transcript is spliced from 13 exons. Gene Ontology annotation, molecular function: arginine-tRNA ligase activity; tRNA binding; ATP binding.